GCUUAUGGCCGCAGUUGCUCGCGCGCCGCGCACAGCCGCGCACUCUGGCGCACACACGGCAUCGGCGUGACGGGAGCGAACGCGUACGGGAAAUAAACAGAGUGCGGCGUGUAGUAGUGGUGGCGAGAGCGCGCGUUUAAGAAUCAUGUCGUCGUCGAAUAAGAAGGCGAAGACAGACCUGGAGGAUCCGGGCUCGGGCGAGGGGGACGCCCGGGAUUACGACGUCGAGAUACAGAAGACCCUCGAGGAGAUCGACGGCUGUCAGAAUCAAAUCGAUGGCCUGAACGAGAAGGCCAGCGACGAGAUCCUCGAGGUCGAGAAGAAGUAUAAUAAGCUGCGCAAGCCCUACUUCCAGAAGCGUAACGACAUCAUCAAGAGGAUACCCAACUUCUGGGUCACCGCUUUUGUAAACAACAAAGAAAUAGCAGAAAUAUUGGAGGAGGAUGAAGAAGACGCACUGAGAUUCCUAAAUAAAUUAGAAGUUGAAGAAUUUGAAGAUAUCAAAUCUGGCUAUAGGAUUAAUUUUUACUUCGAUGAGAAUCCAUAUUUUGAAAAUGACGUCUUAACUAAGGAAUUCCACCUAGGAUCUUCUGGAGAUCCAGCAUCUCAAAGUACAUCUAUUCGUUGGAAAGAGGGUGCGGAUUUAACGAAGAAAUCGAAAACCAAAGCGCCGCUGAAGGGGCGCAAGAGGCCACUUAAACACAGGUCAUUUUUUGAUUGGUUCACGGAUCAUGGGGAUCCCAGCUCAGACGAGAUAGCCGAACUAAUUAAAGAUGAUAUGUGGCCUAAUCCAUUGCAGUAUUACUUGGCUCCUGAUAUAGACGUUGAGAAUGGCAUUGAGGGUGACGGUGAAGAAUGCGAGAGCGAAGAGGAGGAGGAAGAGGAAGAUGGCGCGGAUGAUGGCGAUGAAGGAGGAGAAGGUGAGGAAGGAGAUGAUAGCAUAGUGGUAGUCGAGGAUGAUGUCGAUGAGGAUGACGAUGAGGACGAGGCUGUGAACGAUGAGGAUGACUGUGUCAAUGAAGAUGAUGAUCUGUUGGUGGACGAUGAAGUAGAUCGUGAAGACGGAGAAGAGCCUGAAUAAGAAUAAAGUCGGAGUCUGAUUUCUGACGACAUCAUACUCUACAAAUACCACGAAGAGAAAAGGAAAGAAAGGAAAAUGGAUGAAACUGUGUGCACCGAAUCAAUCAAGAGCAGAUAGUCUAGUGGACUGAAAAUAUGCCAUAUGAAUAAAUCUCAGGACACAUUUUUUUUCCGAAUAUAUUAUGAAUAUAGAAGCAGAAUUUAGAGGAUCUAGACCCUUUCGAUUGAGAACCUAUGUAUAAAAAUGCAGCAUUUGUUAAGAUAUAUUGAAAGUGGUUUGAAAGGAAAGGGUCUGGAUUGGAUUAGAUAGGUUCCUCCAUUGCACUAAACCUGUAUCGGAACGUAAUACGAAUUCCUCAGUUGUAUUCAUAUGGCCUAGUCGUCGUUUCCUUAAAAUAUGCGACAGAAAGAUGUCCGCUUGGUUCUUAAUAUCGCGGAUUUUAUCAAUAAGUUAGAAUAAAAUAGGACGAGGCACUAGGUAGGGAGUUCCAUUUGCUUUCUCAUAAAAAUUAUUCUUUAGAUAUGACUUCCAGAACGAGGUGUUUUAAAUAGAAUUUUUGAGAGUGACAACUAUAUUUCCUUUUUGACCGCGCAUACCAAGUAUGCAGAUUUUUACGCAAUUCUUAUCUUAGUACUGGUGAAUAAAACAUGAUUAUAAUAAAGAUCCUGUUCUACGAUCCAAUUAAUUUUACAAUAAUGUAUGUUGUCUACUGUGAAUACUGUGAACAAUAAUGGAAAACAAUGCUAAAAGACUCGAUAAUUCGUGAUUGUUACUAGUUUCAAUUUAUAUUCAAUUUACAUCACUGCAGGUGCAGAUUGCGACACAAAUUACAUUUUUACUCUAUCUGACUUUAUAUAAUUUUGUAUUAGUAGGUAUAAUGAAUGUUUAGAGUGCCCCGUUUCUAAGUUACACUAUUCAUACACAUGGCAUGUGACUAUGAUAGCAUUUUGGCUAUAUCAUUUUUUUCCCUUAGAUGUAGUGCUAUCAUUGUUGUAGUUUAUAGGCGAUUUGCGAACAAUUAUAUCAUCCGUAACAUAUUGUGCCUACAAUGUCACAAAGGUAUCCUCAUUGCCAUUGUUCUCUUUAUCACGAUUUAUUAUACUAUCAGUAUUAACUCAAAAUCAGUAAACGCUAUUUGGAUUGCU
Vollenhovia emeryi is the source of this 2226-nucleotide messenger RNA. It is a transcript of the gene Set, whose product is annotated as protein SET. The record is from RefSeq and is a predicted model, not a curated record. Gene Ontology annotation, cellular component: chromatin; nucleus. NCBI's taxonomy places the organism in Eukaryota, Metazoa, Arthropoda, Insecta, Hymenoptera, Formicidae. The transcript has 5 exons. Gene Ontology annotation, molecular function: histone binding; chromatin binding. The coding region runs from base 146 to 1081 and encodes 311 amino acids. Gene Ontology annotation, biological process: nucleosome assembly.